AUGNCACAUGCCUUCUCGAGCCCAAUAGAGAGUUUCAUGCGAUGGGCGGAAUCCAUGGACAAGUCGUCUCAGUAUUGGUUCCUACGACUGGUGCACAUGGAGCACAAUAUGUCACCAUCUGUGACGCCUUCCGAUCCAGACGAACACUUUAUACAGGCCAAAUUCUUCUUCAACAUCAUCAAAUAUUUCAGAGGAGCUCAUGAAAAUGGCCAAUUUGUCAAGAAUGACCUUGGUGAAUGCGUCAGUCAUGUCUCGGCCACAAGCAUCAACAACAUUAACAACUUCUAUAAGUGUUGUGUCACGGCAAUUGACCUCAUUGAGCGGGGGUACCACGUUCAAGGCUUUGCCCUAGUCUCGGAUGCUCUAUGGCUUAUCGAACAGUUACUGACAGAACGGGAUCCUGAGCUCAUAGACACCAUUUGUGAUGUCUCUGUACUUCUCCUGACCAAAGGCUGGAAUCGAAUGUACGACGUUCUGACUGAUAGGGUAUGCGCCAUGGUUGAGAUCCGGGCGGCGCAGAAGAAUGAAGUGCAUCAGCCCUGGGCACAGAUGUUUGCCUGCCUGAAAAGGUUGCCUACAACGCAAGCGCUUGAGCUCAUGCGCCGAGGUUGGAAGUGCGGCUAUGAUCAACUCGAGGGCAUCUUUCCUGGACAUCCAUGGGACGGGCUCAAUAUGUCCUCCUCGCCAAUCCACCCGCUUCGAAUGGGGAUCCAUGUCUCACGUCUCCACCAAGAUAUAUUGUCGACUCCGCUUGCUUCACUGGAUCAGCACGGAAGAUAUCUCGAUGACCUAAGCGACAUGCAUCGACGGUUCACUCGCGCCAAAGUUCUUCACUCCCUAGGAUAUCAUCAAGAAGCUCUAAAAGCUUCAGAGAUAAUCGUAUCAAGAUGUGCUCAAGCGAGGAAACAAAACGAGGAGAAGUGGAUGGCACUCGAGAUUGACGCUCUCGAGGUAUCUGCGCAAUGCCACUAUGCCAUAAGCGAUCUCAGCUCCGCAGGCGGUAGCACCACUACUGCUGAGAAUCUUUUCAAGACUGCCAUCACAAGAAGUACAACGAUGUGGGGUAGCAAAUCCGCUACUACGAUAGCCCUCAAACACACCCUGUGGCUUUGGUUCUCGAAUCAAGGCCGGCACAAGGAAGCUGCACUGUUGAGGAAUGCCAUAGAUGCGAUCGUGGUCAAGAGCAAACCUGGGACGUCGUCCAUAUGA
Molecule: messenger RNA, 1209 nt
Organism: Aureobasidium uvarum
Lineage: Eukaryota; Fungi; Ascomycota; Dothideomycetes; Dothideales; Saccotheciaceae
Source: the annotation of a GenBank genome assembly